AUGAGUCUCAACUAUCUCACUGUUCUUGCUGUCCUCGGCCUUACAACGCAAGCAGCCUGCCAAAACGGGACAUACACUCCCCCAACCAACUGUGACCUCUCUGCGAUUCGGGAUAAUGCCAAUGCGACAGGCGUUGCCCCAUUCCCCGGGGUUAUGGUGGACGGCCCCAACGGCGAGAUCAGGUCGGAUCCAUCCUCCAACUGGUCCAUCAGCAGCACCGUGACCGACCAUGGAGACCCCUCAGGCCGGGGCACGAGCCUGAGGCUCUGGCUCGACACAUCCGCCACCGUUGGCACCAACGAAAGUACUCUCCCGUACGAUACCUGCAUCAUACAGUUGGGGGGGAGGCCCACGGACAGAGAUGGCUGUAUCAGCGCCGGCUGUUCAGAAGCGCUGAGUGAAUAUUACCGGAAUUCUGCAAGAUCUAUCGCGCGGCAGAUAGGACAGGAUGGCGGUCCCACCGACAGAUUUGACGCAUGUCACAAUCUGGUCAACUUGCAAGCGCCAGACGAGUGUGAAGACUCGAGCAGCGACGGUUCCUGGGGAUCAGCCUUCUCAAUCGCUCCAUCGUCCCUGAACCCGGACUCGGCGCUGAACUGCACACCCUCCAGACCCAGCGUGCCCAUCAACCUCGGCGGGCCCGGCUACGCCCCGAACGACACAGCUUUCGCCGUCUACGACGCCAUGCUGGCGCGCUCAAUCCCUUUCGUGCUGGCGUUCUGGUCCAACAGCACCACCAUCACAGCGAAUGGCGGCCCGGCCCCCGCCACUCCCUGGGCGGACUCGCGCGUUGGCUGUGUCAGACCGGACACGAUGAGGGUGGGGAGUCGCGCUCUGACUGUUACGUCUGGGGUUGGGAUGGUUGGGGGCCCUGGACGACGAUCCUUUGCAAUUCGCGCCGUUGCGUCGCUCGCGUUAGUAUUGAUAACGAGUAGAUGUCUGUUCUAA
Messenger RNA from Endocarpon pusillum Z07020, 948 nucleotides. RefSeq lists its product as uncharacterized. The transcript is spliced from 2 exons. The record is from RefSeq and is a predicted model, not a curated record. NCBI's taxonomy places the organism in Eukaryota, Fungi, Ascomycota, Eurotiomycetes, Verrucariales, Verrucariaceae. The coding region runs from base 1 to 948 and encodes 315 amino acids.